This is a messenger RNA of Ostrea edulis (European flat oyster), 1815 nucleotides long. RefSeq lists its product as uncharacterized. Gene Ontology annotation, biological process: positive regulation of DNA-templated transcription. Gene Ontology annotation, cellular component: nucleoplasm; chromatin. The record is from RefSeq and is a predicted model, not a curated record. The transcript has 2 exons. NCBI's taxonomy places the organism in Eukaryota, Metazoa, Mollusca, Bivalvia, Ostreida, Ostreidae. Gene Ontology annotation, molecular function: zinc ion binding; ubiquitin-protein transferase activity. The coding region runs from base 207 to 1763 and encodes 518 amino acids.
GCACAUCACUUCAAUGGGGUCGCAUGACCACUAUAAAUCUUUUCUUAGCUCGGUAUUUUAAGAAAAUCCAGAAAAACACAAGGAAGUAAAUACAUAUAUUCAUACGUUGAUUUGUCUGUUCUUAUCAGUCACAGGAUUGAUAACUGAUAUGUAAAUAUGGAAAAUAAACAAAUAUCAAAGAUCGACUGAGGCGUAAUUCUGUUGGAAUGAGUACUCCACAAGAUAUUUCAAUAUGUGGCAUUUGUCGUGAAAAUAAAAGUCUACCAUCAUACUGCAUAGACUGCCCCCAACAUUUGUGUGAAGGAUGCCACAAGAUGCAUCAAUCAGAGAUCAAAAGUCACAGUGUCCUCCCUAAGGCAGAGUCAAUGUGCCCCGCCCAUUACAAAUACUAUGCUACCUAUUGCAAAGCAUGUGAAACACCAAUCUGUAUGGAGUGCUUGACUGGUUCCCACAAUGGGCACAAGUAUAUGACAAUCAAGCAGGCAAAAGAAGAGAAAAUGCAUGUCGUAGAAAAUUAUGCAAAAGAGUUACAAACCAAUCUCUGUCCACUUUACAAGGAUUCAGAAUAUCAAGCUAUGACACAGCUAACGGAUUAUGAAUCAGAAAUAGAUUCAGUGAAGAAGGCCAUUGAUGAGAAGAGAUCUGUCCUGAACACAAUGAUUGAUGGGCUGUGUGACGCCAUGAUAGAGUCUGUGCAAACAACUCUUGAAGCACAUGAAAGCCAAGUAAAAAAUGAGCUAGAAGAAAUAGUUAAAAGAAAGAAAGAAAUAGGAGACGAAAUUACAAAGUGUGAGGAACUGUCAGGAAAAGGGAUACUGGAAAUCAAAGCUUUUCUGGACACGCUUCCUCACCUAAGUGAGUCAUUAGCUAUCCCCCCAGACCUGUCCAAACCAAUACCUUCCCGCUUCUUUCCUGCUGACAUAUCAGAAAAGUGUUUAAAACAAAUGAUUGGCACUAUUCUUCAAAUCAAUGUGCACAGCGAUUUCUCCUGCAAACUCCCAGUGUCCAACGUCCAAGCCUGUUCCACAAACAACGUCUGGCUCACCUUCCAAGAUGAGAAACUGCUCACCAAAUAUUCAUACAAACAGGACAAAGGAUGUGCAGUGGAAGUGGAAAACUUGAAACUACAGUUCAAACCGGAGUGUUUCAUUUACAUGAAAGGGGAUUGCCUUCUUGCAUCUGAUAGGUUCAAUCACUGUAUUUGGAAAGUUGAUAACAAAAGAAAGACACAAAUAUUCAUCAAAACUUCUCCAAACAAUCCAAAGGGUUUGUGUCUGAAUAACAAGCAAGAACUUGUCGUCUGCCUCUCUGGUUUGACGGGAAGUCUAAGAAUUUACUAUGGUGAAAAAUACCAAAACUACAGAGAAAUUGCUGACCAGCUGCUCAAUGCUCCUAACCGAGUCGUCCAAAAUGGAGAUGAAAACUACAUUGUCUUAGAUGACCACCUUCAAACCCAUUUCGUUAUUGCCAUAGAUACCAGAGGAAACUCCCAGUGGAAAUUCCCUGGCAUACCAGGGAGUAGGGCUCCAUUCCUUCCCAGGAGUGUAUGCUGUGACUCCCUUAAGCAUAUUAUUUUGUCUGACUUUGGGAACAAUUCUGUGUUGCUUCUUGAUAAAGAUGGGAAUUUCCUGAUGAACCUUCUCAGUGAUCGAUAUGGCCUGCAGAGCCCGAGGGGGGUAUGUCUGGACAGUGAAGGAAAGUUGUGGGUGGGACAGGGAGAAGAUGAAAAGGGGAAGUGCCACAUUGUGCAAUACAUGAAAUAAAUUGAACACAAACAAAAUAUUAUCAUUGCCAAAUAAAAUGUAAACACAUUGA